Molecule: messenger RNA, 210 nt
Organism: Verruconis gallopava
Lineage: Eukaryota; Fungi; Ascomycota; Dothideomycetes; Venturiales; Sympoventuriaceae
Exons: 1
Coding region: 1-210 (69 amino acids)
Source: RefSeq, a predicted model, not a curated record
AUGCCACAUCCAAAACAGACGCAAAAGUAUCUUCGUCAGCAAAAGCCGUACGAGACAAAGGAUCCGGUGAAUCUGUCUUCCUUUGGAAAGAUGGUUCAUGCUCCCCUGGGCUAUAUCGUGCUUGGGCAAGGCGGAGACAAAGCUGCAGACUGCAACAAUGGGUUCUUCGUCCGUCAUGAUGACGAAUGGGACUGGCUGCGGAGCUUUUGA